Molecule: messenger RNA, 3450 nt
Organism: Nyctereutes procyonoides (raccoon dog)
Lineage: Eukaryota; Metazoa; Chordata; Mammalia; Carnivora; Canidae
Gene: LPXN
Product: leupaxin
Exons: 10
Coding region: 1200-2441 (413 amino acids)
Biological process (GO): positive regulation of integrin-mediated signaling pathway; cell-cell junction organization; positive regulation of substrate adhesion-dependent cell spreading
Cellular component (GO): cytoplasm; focal adhesion; cell-cell junction
Source: RefSeq, a predicted model, not a curated record
AAGGCCUCCUUCGUGCCUCCUGCCUCGAAACCACUCGGCUUCUGUGGUUUUAAAUGUUUCUGCUGCACAGGAAGCACAGUCAGAACAGCAGCUUUGUCACAAAUUACUUUUAUGUCCACCAGCGCGUGCAGCUAAAUUAUCCUAAUGCGUCAAAUGGGAGUUUUCCAUUUGUUUUCCAGGUUGCAUUCCACGACAGCAGUGGGCCUCCAGCAUGCCUUCAUUUCUUCCUUUCAUGCACUAAAAUCAGAGAGUGGUUCUUACCCCUGGAAAAAUGAAGCAUCUGGGGCUUACACACACACACACACACACACCCCGCCCCCCAAGCGGAUGAAAACAAGACCUGGGGAUCCAAUUCUAAAUUUCACAUUAAUCAUUCAUUUUAAGCUGCAGAUGGAGUCUAAUAUUUGCAAGCCAAGUGCUGAAGUGCAUUUUUCCUUUCAGUGUUUUGGCUCAGUUACCACUUAAGAUUUGGCAAAUGUCUUAUAUUCGCCAUCGAGCAUUUUGCACUUUCAACGGGACUAGUGGCAUUUCAGUUGUAAAAGCUGUAUGGAUUGGUGUGGAUGGGAAUUUGUUUCAAAUCCAUUUGGACUUUUGGAACAGCACUGACAUCCAAUGGCUGCUCAAAGUAAUGCAGAGUGGGAAUCUCCUUUUGAUUAAAAAAAAAAAAAUCUUAACAUCACAGGGGAAUGGGAGAAUGAAUGAUUCCUUUACAUCAACGUAAAAAAAAGACCUCAGUGUUAGAGAGGAAAGAUCACAGGCACUGAAACUAAAUCUGGAUUAUAAUAAAUAGCAAAGCUAUCUGUAAUUCCGUUAUCUUUAGCAAGUUACUAUCCCUUGAAUAUAUUUCACCACUGGUAAAAAUGGAAGUAAUAUUAUGUUUCAGAGGGCCAUAAUUAUAGUUCUUUACAUACUGCUUUCUCAUAAUAAGCCUAUUGUAAAUGUUUUAUUUCAUUUGACGUGGAUAAAAAAUCACAGCGAUAAAAAAGGUGAAAGUCAAUCUCAGGAUCCCUUUUCAGAGAAACUGCUAUUAGGCAACAUUACUAGGCAGAAAUUGUGCUUCCUGAGACAUCUGCAGCUUGAUACCUUGUGUCUGGUCUUCCGGUUUUAUUCUUCAUGAUCACUAUAGUUGUGUUUUAGACCCCAGAAAUAACCAAGCCCUGAAAAAAUCCCAAUGUGACUGCUACUCUGCCCUACUUUUAAUGGAUUUGCACUCUAGUCAAGGAAGCUGCACAUGCCAAAGCAUUUCCUCACAACCUGUGGGACCAGAGCAUCUUGGGUGUGUGACGAUGGAAGAGUUGGAUGCCUUAUUGGAGGAAUUGGAGCGAUCCACCCUCCAGGACAGUGAUGAAUCCUCCAACCCAGAUCCUCUUCCCCUGGAUCAGCACUCCAGAAAGGAGAGUAACCUUGCUUCAGAGACUGUUUCAGUUCAGAAUGAUCCAAGUCCCUUGCCGGUGCAGCUUGUAUAUACUACACAUAUCCAGGAGUGCAAUAUCUACAGUGAAGUCCAAGAGCCAAAGAAAACACCACAUCCUCCUAAAACAUCAGCAGCUGCUCAGCUGGAUGAGCUCAUGGCCCACCUGUGUGAGAUGCAGACCCAGGUUGCAAUGAAAGAAGAUGCCAGCAAGAAACACAUAGCAAACAAGCAGGAUCCCAAGGCCUCCCUGGACUCAAUGCUGGGGGGUUUGGAACAGGAUCUGCAGGACCUCGGAGUUGCUGCAGUGCCCAAGGGCCACUGUGCUUCCUGUCAGAAACCAAUUGCUGGAAAGGUGAUCCAUGCUCUAGGGCAAGCCUGGCAUCCAGAGCACUUUGUGUGCACUCACUGCAAAGAGGAGAUUGGCUCCAGUCCCUUCUUUGAGCGGAGUGGCUUGGCCUACUGCUCCAAGGACUACCACCAUCUCUUUUCCCCACGCUGUGCUUACUGCGCUGCCCCCAUCCUGGAUAGAGUGCUGACGGCAAUGAACCAAACCUGGCACCCAGAGCACUUCUUCUGCUCUCACUGCGGAGAGGUGUUUGGUGCAGAAGGCUUUCACGAGAAGGACAAGAAGCCAUACUGCCGGAAGGAUUUCUUAGCCAUGUUCUCACCCAAGUGUGGUGGCUGCAACCGCCCAGUGUUGGAAAACUACCUCUCAGCCAUGGACACCGUCUGGCACCCAGAAUGCUUUGUGUGUGGGGACUGCUUCAGCAGUUUUUCUUCUGGCUCCUUCUUUGAACUGGAUGGACGUCCGUACUGCGAGCUCCAUUACCACCAGCGCCGAGGAACACUCUGCCACGGCUGUGGGCAGCCCAUCACCGGCCGCUGCAUCAGUGCCAUGGGCCACAAGUUCCAUCCUGAGCACUUCGUCUGUGCUUUCUGCCUGACACAGCUGUCAAAGGGCAUCUUCAGGGAGCAGGAUGACAAGACCUAUUGUCAGCCCUGCUUCACUAAGCUCUUCCCUCUGUAAUCCCAGCUGAGCCUGCAGUCUCCGCAGAUCCCCUGCAAAAUUUAAACCAGGAGGGGAAGGAGUGCUGUGUUGUUACUGCUCUGCUGCUCAGUAGGCACAUAGAGAAGGUAAAGGGAAUGAACUUCUAGACGUUACAUGGUUAGGCUUGGAGUCUUAGGUUGUAGAUUUCUUAGGUUGUAGAUUUAUUUUUAAAAAAUCAGGUACUUAUUUUUUAAAAAUCAGGUACUUAUUUUUUAAAAAUCAGGUACUUAAAUUUAGAGUUGUGUCUGGCCACUUGUGCCUCUGCAGAUGCAUCUUCUACAUGCACACAUUCAGUUCAUUGCCAGUUUUCUCAAAUUUCUCCCAUUUUCACUCUUGUGAUGGCCCUGCACAUGUCUUCUUUCCCAUCACCUCAUAACUUGGCCUUUCCAUGCCUUCCUCAUUUCCCCGUGACUCACUUUCCCAUGACCAAUGAAUGCAUUAUCCUCGCUGUCAGGAAUCCCAAUGCCCCUCCUAAGCUCUCUGCAUCUCUCUUCAUGUGCUUCUUUUUCAAGAGGAAGUAGAUGUUAAGUGCACUACUUUGAGUACUGACAUCAUUGAUAAAUAAAAUGGCUUUCAGUUUUAAUGUCUUACUGACAUGUUUGGAGAAAAACUUUUGUUUCCUGUGGUAUGUACUAGGCACUGUUUGCAAUUAAAUCCAUAACCAGUCUCCUGUUUACUUCCAUACAGUAGGCACUAUUUUUAAUCAAAAGAAAUUGAAAGGAGGGACUCCUGUUCACUAACUUUUCUCUUAAUUUGCACCCAUAACAUUCAUUUUAUGUUAUUUUUUUUGCACUGAGAUAACUGAAUCAUCUUAAAAGGUGGCAAAAUGUCUUCAAAUUGUUUUCAUCACUCUGUUUACCUAAAGUGAAAAACCAGAUCUCCUCUAGGCGCUUGAAAAUUCCUUUUGCAUAUGUAUGCAUUUCUACAAACUCAUAAAAUUGUGUAUAUUAAGUAAGUCCAGGUCUUUUGUAUAUCAAUUAUAUCUCAA